Messenger RNA from Cyprinus carpio (common carp), 648 nucleotides. Its product is annotated as SAFB-like transcription modulator. The record is from RefSeq and is a predicted model, not a curated record. Lineage: Eukaryota; Metazoa; Chordata; Actinopteri; Cypriniformes; Cyprinidae. The transcript has 2 exons. The coding region runs from base 25 to 420 and encodes 131 amino acids.
GUCCUGCAGAAGCAACUGAAGGAGAUGCAGAAGACGCUCCAGCAGAGAAUCCAGCAGAGAGAGAAAGAUCUCCAGCAGCUGAGAGAGGCUGUGGAGUCUCAUAAGCGCUCUGCACAGACAGCAGUGGAGGACAGUGAGAGGAUCUUUACUGAGCUCAUCCACUACAUUGAGAGAAGCCGCUCUGAGCUGAAACGACUGAUCAGAGAUCAGGAAAAGACUGCAGUGAUUCGAGCUGAAGAACGACUGGAGCGACUGGAGCAGGAGCUCAAUGAUCUGAGGAGGAGAGACGCUGAGCUGGAGCAGCUUUCACACACACAGGAUCACAUCCAGUUCCUGCAGGUAACACAGAUCUACAAUAACAGGGUCAGAGUGGACUUGAGCAGAUUCUGCUGUGACAGAGACUCACAGAGAAACAUUUAAUGAGUGUCUUAUUAUAUAAUCAUCAGUCAGACUCUCAUCUGAUCAUCUUCUUUUGAAAGAGACAAAUGGCUUUCAUCUCUGGAAAUCUCUAAGGUAAAAUGACUGAAUCUGUGGCGGCUUUCCUCAAAAAUUGAUGUAUUUGUAUUAUUUGCAGGCUACUGGUGAAAUCAGGUAUUAUGUGGACUAGCAAAUAUUCGGCCCAAUAUACUUUAUAUUCAGUAUCCAUGU